UUGCGUCUUACAAACCUUUUGUUUCAAACAAUGUUGAUCAUGCAAUGUGGUAUAUAUUUAUGCACACAUUUUAGAAUCGUCAAAACCAUAACUGAAGCUUUCAUUUUGUGGAGUUAAAUCAGAACUGGUAUUACAAUUAAAAUACGAAUUUGAACAGACAUAAUGACAAUCUUAAAACAUUUAAGACUCAUUGUAUUCUCGGCGUUAUUCGUUGAGAUUAACAGCAGCUCUGUGUUAAAAAGCAAUGGAACGUCUGGAAAAGAACUGAAUCCGCAAACUUUGAUUGCAUUUGGGAGAGAAACUAACGAUUCCCUGGUUACAAUGAUAGGAAAAGUGAUAGAAAAUUAUCACAUGUGUACUGCAUGGUCUCAAUGGACAGAAUGUGGCGCGACCAGAGCUGAUUUCUUCUCAGCAAGGACGAGAAGAAGACAUUGCGUGAAAGACAAAUCAAGAAAUGGAAGACGUACGGAAAUUGAGACUGGCGUUUGUGAAGGUGGCCUUCUAAACGUAUGUCCAAGAAGUUACAACAUGACGGUCAAUGGAUUCUGCAUUAAACUAUAUACCACAGAGAAGACUCACAACGAGGCCGAAAACGUGUGCAAGAAUGAUGGUGGCUUUCUUAUCAACAUUGACUCAGAUCCGAAAUAUUUCGACGUUAAAGCUAUCUUGAUUAGUAAUGACAUGAAAGGACACGUACAUAUCGAUGGCCGUCGGAAAAAUGCUUCCUCUCAAUGGGAAUAUUCGUACGGAUCGAGAAGCGGUUAUUUCCACUGGUACAGCGGCUACCCUACGACACGUGCUGAUCAUCUAUGCCUAGAGUUAUCUGGGUAUCAGACAGUAGCUAAUCAACGGUUCCUUACGUUUAAUGGGGCAUGCAGUGCCGCGUACUCAUUUCUAUGUGAAGUUCAAGUUUGAAUGGCAACGUUAUCUAUAAAGAGGAAACACUUCUUUUCAUUUUCUUAAUUGUAAACUUGCGAAGCAUGCAGUAUCUCAAAACAUAUUAACAAAUAUUUCUUUUUAUUGCUAUAAAGAUUCAGGAUAAAUUGCAGCAAAUACACAUUUACCGUUUGGACAUUGUAUACCUACUUGAUAUGUCAAUCUGAUGGAUGUUUUACUGGCUUUGCGUAGUACAUAAAGAGUCAAAUAAUUACUUUUAUUACAUAGCACACUUUAUGAAUUUUGAUCAAAUUUUAAAGGGUUACAAGAAAGGAAGUUUCAUGCUUACUGAACAUGUACCUGUUACAUUGAAAUUGUUUCCCUGUAUAUUAACAUUCAACAACUAUAUCGCAGCUCAAAAUGUGUGCAUACUUAUUGCUAUGUAGGGUGUAGGCAGUCCUCUUUGAAUGGAACUGCGAAGAAAAUAUUCAAUUUUACAAUAUGUCAAGAGACGAGAGAAGUAUAUUACAUGUUUCAUCUUAAGUGAUAUUGUGUUGCAAAUGACAGUGCUAUAUAAUUAUUACUUUUCUAUCGCGAAGUUAAGUUUAGUAAUCAAACGUAACAGCUUGAUCAGUGAGAAAGUUCUGACUUUUGCGAAACAAUUGUCCCUUCGUUAUAACAAAAAUACCAUUCAAUCACCAUUUUUUGUUCUAUUACAUAUAUGUUUAGGUUAAAUUAUUUGUUUCUUUAAUGUUAAUCGAAUUACGAUAUAUGAAAAUAAAAAUGCGCUAAAAUAAUAAGUUGUUACGUUGACUUAAUACAACGGUUUUUUUUAUAUAUAUUUAUAUUUAGUCUGUAGGUGUCGAAUCGACGACGUUUUAAAUUAUUUUGUUUCUAAUUAUGAUUAAAACAAUUAUUUAAUUCUUUUCAUAUCGUACGAUGUAAUCCUUUACAUGGGUUAUAUGAAUUCUUAUUAACUGGUAAUUAAUAUGUUGCUAAUGUAUUUGUUUGUUUAAACAUCAUUUCGAUUUGUAAAUAAAUACAAAACAUAAACGUUUGGAUAGAAAAAAUCGUAAAGGAAUUUUGCGAAGGGCCAUCAAUAGCAAAGAAAUACUGUAUAAAAACAGAGCGAUUUGUUUCCCUUAUUGUAUUGUUUUAUAUAUAUCUUUAAUCAGAUCUACUUUCUUUGUAAUCUAAUACAUUUAUAAACAGCACAAUUUGAAUUAAUUUAUUUAUUAUUCUGUUUUGUAAAUCAUGAUUAAUGUUAAUAAAUAGUCUGCUUAUUCUGUUUAUUUCACAUAUUUGUAACGAAAAAAAAAACUGAAAUCUGAAAAACUGUGUAUAGAAACAAAAAGAAAAUUAAAAACCAUACAUUUUGAAGCGGAAUUUAGAUUUAAUCCGUAAUGUCGCUGCACGUACAGCAGGUGUAAUAGCAGUAAUUCAAUAAAAACUAAACUUCCGCCCUGAUGUAGUCGAAAACAUCCCCUGAUAAAGAUAUUCAAUUGUUCCAUGUUUAGCGCAAUCACAUGCAAGCAAUGGACCAAGAAGACAUUAUUUCACUAUAUAGUAUAAUCUACCUUUCAUGUUUAUUUUCGUUUAUUUUCUAGUUGUUGACUUGAACUUUCUUAUUUUUUGACAAAAUUAUCUCCGUGACUACAGUUGACUUCCAGGUCACUGCAUGAUAUUCACAUCCCAUUUUCCUUUGUUUUGAAAAUAUAUGGACGUUUUGUGGAAAAUAGGUCUACGAUUGAGUGAAUAUUUAGAAAGUAAAUCAGAAUAGGUCGGAAGUGAUUGAAUUUUAUAUGAAAAAAGGAACAAUUAGUUUUAUUGGGGUAUAAUCUACAAGAGGCAAACCAUAUCAUUCUAUCGAAUUGAUUGCAGACAGAACAGAAUGUUAAAAUUCGACAUCUAAGCAAGUAAAACGUUUGGGCGCAAAAUAGAGAAUCACAUCUUGAAUAUCUUGACUUUGGACAAUACUUUUACAAAGGAAGUGAUAAUGUCUCUAAAUGUCGUGCAAAUAAAAUUCCGUGAAAUAUAAAAUAACUUACCAACUUUCUGAAUAGUAUUGAGAUACUGCCCUUUCAUUCAUGAUUGUAUUAAAUGUAAUUUGAUUUUUUAUUUUUUUCUUUGGCGAAUAUGAGCUGUGAAUAUUAAAACACAAUGUGUGUUGUCCGUUGUCGGUAGAUUGCUGUCUUAUUUAAUAGAUUAAAAAUCUGAUAAUGGCCAAAUAGUGCAUUUUGGGUGGGAAAUAUGUAUUUUACCGACAGAGUAUCUUCUUGCAAAAUAAUACAAUAUCACCUAGUCUACUGGUCAGUGAAUAGCCAUUCUCAAAGAAAAUAUAGUACCGAAAGUAAUGGUUAGUUAGAACAUUUUUGGUUGUUUUAUGAUAGGUUUAAGAUUUUUUUUUCAUCCUGGAUAGAUGACAUCAAACGUUUAAAUGUUAGGAAACAAACCCCUAUAAAUCAAAACAUUAAAUGAGGACCGAUGAGUGAGUUAGCUCUCGUUCGGCGCUCAUAUUGCCUGCUUUUUAUCAUCUGUUUAAUAUAUAUAAUGGUUUUAUUUAAUAUUUUUUAUUAUUAUAAUAGCUACUCUGAAUACAAAGCCGUCAUCAAAGUAUUGGCAGCGACUUUCAGCAAAAGGGUAUCCGAUUAAAGUCUGGAAUGAUGCAUUUUGGCGAGAACAUGCAUUUUUACCAAUAAAGUGUUGUUUUUAUUUUCAUGAUACAUUAAAAAAAAAAACGAUUACCAUUAUCUAGGUAACCCAGUAAGAAAAAAAGAAAGUGUCCAAAAAAUGAUUGAUACCAUGUUCCGAGCGAUCAACAUUGAUGUGUUUAUGCAAAAGCAAGAAUAGUCUCAUAUUAAGGAUUAAUUUUGGUGAAAGUAAGUUAUAUUUAACUCUAGGUGA
Molecule: messenger RNA, 3780 nt
Organism: Mercenaria mercenaria
Lineage: Eukaryota; Metazoa; Mollusca; Bivalvia; Venerida; Veneridae
Exons: 1
Coding region: 163-915 (250 amino acids)
Source: RefSeq, a predicted model, not a curated record